Molecule: messenger RNA, 1408 nt
Organism: Owenia fusiformis
Lineage: Eukaryota; Metazoa; Annelida; Polychaeta; Sabellida; Oweniidae
Source: the annotation of a GenBank genome assembly
AGAACAGGGAAUCGAGAGUAACGAUUAAACGCUUUUCAUAUAACCGGCCGAAAUUACUUGGAAGAAAAGAGAAACAAGCCUGUUAACUUCUUCAAUGCAUUCUUUGGCAAAUAAGUCAAUAUUUGCAUCUACAACUAUAUUGAAUCUAAUGAUAUUAGCCAGCUGUAUAGUAACGGGAUCGAGCAGGCACAUAACUAACAACGAGGGUCGACCAAGUGAUAUCUUAAAUACUUACGAUGUGGGUGAUAGCCUGCUAUGGAAGAUGCUGUCAGCGGGACUGGUCGAAUACUCUCCUGGUUUUACUGUUAAUAGUCGCAUAGCUCAAUCGAACGAAGACGCAAUGGAUGCAAACAAACUAGACACAUUCCAAAAACGCCGUGAUGACCAUGCGAAACGAGACAUGCACGAAGCAUGCUGCAGAAACGUUAUGGACGCAUGCUCAAUGCACAAAUGGGGGCAUGGUUGUAUCGAGGCCUUACAAGGCAGAAUGUGUGGAUCUAUGGGACUUUGUCAAAACAAGUAGUGGACAUUAAUGUGCCUUCAGAAAAAUGAAUACCUACGUAUAAUCACGAUUUACAUUACAUAUAAUUAGAGGACAUAGAAUUCCUAAUAUUGAUACCUGCAACAGGUUAAUUAGACAACUUUAUAAGUUGGUCGUUAGAUGUGUCCAUACAUGAAUAUUUUUGUCAGUUUUUCUCAUGGACUUUCAAGACCCUUUGGUUUUUCUAUAUCACUGUUCCACAUCAAGAUAUAGAUGGCGCUAAUUGCAGUUACAGUAAUCAAAAUAGUGGACACAAAUUCUUGCAAAUUAGAUUCAAUUACACAGGUCAUUGCCUUAUGACAUUCAAUUACAGAUCUUUGCCCUACGUAACCGUGAUGUCAAUAAGCUUGAUUUGUCAAUCGUACGACGAUCAUGCAACUAAUCACUCAACGGUAAAAAUCUAGUGGACAACGGGUUAUAAUGAGACAAGGGAAAAAUUAGGACAUUUGAAUUGUUGACACUUGACUGAGUUGCAGUCACAUGAACGCUUUGAAAUUCUUAGAGAAUUCUUAGAGAAUUUGGAAAAAUAACUUUGACUUUUUGAGAUUCAUAUACAAAUCCUAAGGCGUCAUAUUUAAGACUGUGAAACAACCCGACAGCUACCUGUAGUUUGUAUGUCGUAGAUAGACAUAUUUACGCGAUAUGAUAUUUUCCCUGCAAAACCGUUUGCAAGAUUCAUCUGAAAUCUUCGGGGAUGUUUCUACGUGUAAAGAUUUAGAACUAAUUAGUUUUUGGUCAUUCUGGGAAAAUCUUAGGGCGGCCAUUUUGGAAUUUCCGUCCUAAAAUUUUGUCUGUCCAGGCUCGUCUACAGGUUUCCAGAAAACCCGUUUCAGGGAUUCAUUUGAAAUUUCCAGGAAUGUUCUAACU